AUGGAAAAACUAAGCAAAAACAACAACGUUCCGACAAUCGAUCUCUCAGUUUUCUUCAGAGAUGGAGACGAAGAAGCCAAGAAGGCGGUUAAAGAAAAGGUGGGCCGAGCCUGCACCGAGUACGGCUGCUUCAUGGCCAAGAAUCAUGGAAUAUCGGCUGAGCUGAUGAGCCGAGCCAUGCAGCUUUGCAGGGAGUUCUUUGAUUUGGAAGAUGAGGAGAAGCUGAAGUGCAGCCCUAUUGCCGCCGGCCCCGCGUGGCGGAUCCCGGCUGGAUACACAAAGCAUCCGGCGCACUCGCCGGAUAAGAACGAGCAUUUGCUGAUGCUUGCACCUCAAAGCGGGUUAAACGUUUUGCCAAACAGUCCUCCUGGAUUUAAGGACGCCGUGGAAGAGUUGUUUGAAAAUUUCACAAAAACAGGCGAACUAAUACUAAGCAUCUUAACCGAUUAUAUGGAUUUCCCUCCGAAUUUUCUCAAGGAAUUUAAUCAAGAUCGGAGCUGGGAUUGGAUGAACAUUAAGCGCUAUUUUCCAGCUACGGAACCCGAUAGUGUUGGAAUUUCGAGUCACAAAGAUGGGAAUGCGAUUACGUUUGUAUUCCAAGAUGACGUUGGAGGGCUUGAGCUUCUCAAGGAUGGACGGUAUAUUCCUAUUCCGCCUUCUCCCGGAACAUUGGUUUGCAACCUAGGCGAUAUUUUUCAGGUCCUCACAAACGAAAAGAUAACGAGCCCGUUGCACAGAGUUGUAAGUCCAAAGGGAAGUAGCCGUUACUCGUUUUCGUUUUUCUAUAAUAUGGGAGGAGACAAGUGGAUCGAACCGUUACCCCAAUUCACUACAGAAAUUGGUGAGCCGCCAAAGUACAAAGGUUUCAUGUUUAAGGAGUACCAAGCUUUGAGGAUCAGAAACAAGACUCAUCCACCUUACGGGGAGUCGGUCGACAUCACCCAUUAUGCAAUAUAG
Messenger RNA from Erythranthe guttata (spotted monkey flower), 957 nucleotides. Its product is annotated as 1-aminocyclopropane-1-carboxylate oxidase 1. The record is from RefSeq and is a predicted model, not a curated record. Lineage: Eukaryota; Viridiplantae; Streptophyta; Magnoliopsida; Lamiales; Phrymaceae.